AUGCUGCGCAACUCGCUGCGCCCGCUCGCGCGUCUGGCGCGGCCCGGCGGCCGCGCCUUCGCAGCCGUCGGCGACGCCAUUCCCGACGUCAGCCUGGACGUCGAGUUCCCGCCGAAAGAGGUGUCGCUGAAGCAGCGCCUCGCCGGCCGCAAGGUCAUCCUCGUCGGCCUGCCGGGCGCGUUCACGCCCACCUGAUCCGAGACGCAGGUCCCCGGGUACCUCGGCGCGGCCGACGCGCUCAAGGCCAAGGGGAUCGACGAGGUCAUCAUCUUCUGCGUCAACGACAGCGCCGUGAUGAAAUUCUGGGCAGUAGACCAGGGCGUCGAGGACAACGACAAGUGCUACUCGAUGCGCUACGUGAACCGGUCGGAGCAGAAAGUCUCCUUCAUGGCCGACACGUCCGGCGCGCUGACGCGCGCGCUGGACCUCGAGCUCACGCACGAGAACCCCGUGCGCGAUCUCGGGCCGGGCCGCUGCAAGCGCUUCGCGGCCUACUACGACGACGGCGUGCUCAAGGCCCUCGAGGUCUCCGAGGCGCCGGGCGACCCGGCCGGCGACGACGACCCGCACGCGUCCUGCGUCGACAACAUGCUCGCGCACGUCUAG
This is a messenger RNA of Aureococcus anophagefferens, 606 nucleotides long. It is a transcript of the gene Prx2, whose product is annotated as selenoprotein. Gene Ontology annotation, cellular component: cytoplasm. The transcript has a single exon. NCBI's taxonomy places the organism in Eukaryota, Pelagophyceae, Pelagomonadales, Pelagomonadaceae. Gene Ontology annotation, molecular function: thioredoxin peroxidase activity. Gene Ontology annotation, biological process: cell redox homeostasis; hydrogen peroxide catabolic process; cellular response to oxidative stress. The record is from RefSeq and is a predicted model, not a curated record.